UUCAGGAAAUGAAUGAAAUUGUGACACCCAAGGCUGUAUUUGAAAUCCUAAAUGUUUGAACUCAAGAGUAAUAAUUUUGUUAAGUCUAAACAAAUCAAUUAUACAGGUACAACGCAUUUAUGUUGGUCAGGUGCUUUGAGGAUCGGUAUUGAAAGACUGAAACUUUAAAAAUGUUUGGUUCCAGUCCGUUCUCCUACGCCCCAGGGGGCUUGUCUCCGGAGGACCUGUCUCACAGACGCAAUGUUAAUAAUCCAAAAACAUUUGGCAGUUUACAUAAUGACGACCAAAGGGUUUCUCCAGUGCAGGGAAACAUGUCCAGGCCCACAGGAAAAUCCAUCUACAUGCAGAGAAAGGAAUACUCAGAAACACUAAACAAACAAUCAGACAUCUUGAAUGUCAGAGUGGAGCACCUGUUCACCUGUGAAAUGGAUGGUCGGGAUGUGGACUCCAUCAGUGACUGUGUGGCCAAACUGAAGAGGCUGGAUACAAAGGGCCAGCUGUGGUCACAAGAGAUGAUCUUGGAUGUGCAGGGGAGCUAUCUGGUCCUCUCUGACAUUGAGACAAAGUCAGAGUUAGACUCUCUGCCUUUGAAGAACAUCAUGGAAACUAAUGCCAUUUUGGACACCUGCGCCUACAACUCUCUUUUUACACUAACUGUCCAAGAGCGCAACAAGCGCAUCCCUCAAGUCUAUAUGUUUCAGUGUGAAGAGACUGGGGCUGAGAUCAUUAAGGCAGACAUAGAUAAAGCAAUUCAAAAAGGAGGACAAGGAUUUGUGGAACCACGCAGCCAGAGACCAGCAGACCCAGGAGAACUCAGGAGCAAUCUUGAGAAUAUCAUUGGUGCGCAUGUGUCUGGAGGGUACCGCCCUGAAGGCCCCCGUGCGGUGUUUAAUCCAUCUCCAGAGCUCCCUCAGUGGAAGAGCAGGGAACCAGAAAACCACCUUCCUGAUGAAGCAGUUUACCAGGAGGAGGUAUAUGACUCACACUUUCACCCAGGACCUCCUCAGCUCUCGGACACAGAGUGGAACAUAGAAGUAUUCAACCAUGUUUUGAAUGAUCUGGAGAUCUUUAUGUCUGAAGUGACUGCAGCAGUGAGCACAGCUGCUCCGGAACCUAAUAAGAAGAAAAAGAAAUCAAAGAAGAAAAAAGCUGAACCAGCUGUCAACACUGUCAAUCUGCCACCACAGGACGAGUACAUGUCCUUUCUUCAGAAAAUCAAAUAUGCGUUCAAUAUUGUGGCACAGCUGGAGGAAGCCCUCACUGAACCCACUGCUGAAGACUAUGUCCACGUUUUAUUCAACAUUUUCAAUAGUGUAAGGCUGAUGCAAUAUUUUAGAAACACUCCUUUAAACAUUCAUAAUAAAACUAUUUUUAUGUUCAUCUUAUUUAAUAAUAUUUUCCUUUCUCUCCAGGUGGGGCCUCAUUAUCAUCGGGACAUCCCUCUCACAGUUCAGGCUCCAUUGCUGACAGACGCAGUGAUGCAGCUGCUGAGCUCUGUGGUCACCCCGGAGGAGCGGCAGCUCUGGGUGUCCCUUGGAGACUUCUGGACCAUUCCCAGUUCCCAAUGGGCAGAGGAAGAUGUCCCUGAGUACAUCCCUGAGUUUUAUGACAACUGGCAGCCCCCUCCUCGCCCUCAAAAGACACACCCAGUAAGCCGGAGCAACAGCCAGCGAUUCCCCCCCAGACAGCAAAAUGGAUGGGGUACUCCGCCCCCUGCACGAUCGAGUGAACCUGAGUAUAUGCGAGCUAUUUAUGAUUUCAUGGCCAGAAACAACAGAGAGCUCAGCCUCAUGAAGGGGGAUGUGGUUGAGGUGGUUCAGAAGAAUAAGCAGUGGUGGCUGGUCCGUAACAACCGCUACGAGGAGGGCCAUGUUCCCCAAAAUGUCCUGGAGUCAAUGGACCAGCCACAGAUGGGACAGAGAGAGGGCCCUGUGACUCUGGACAUGAGCUCUUCUUCAGCAGAGGUCUCGGCUUGGCUUGCAUACAAGGGUUUCUCCAAACUGACAGUAAGAAGCCUGGGAGUACUGAAUGGACGACAGCUUUUGGGAAUGACAAAAGAUGAAAUCCGAUCUGUGUGUCCAGAGGAUGGAGGGAAAGUCUUCUUCCAGCUCCAAGCCAUUAAAUCUGCCAUCGCACUUGCCAGUGAACCUUCAGGACCUUACAACAGUCACUACUAAAGUGUCUUAUAUCAUUGUUAAUAAUGAUUGAACAUUAGGGAGCAGUAAAACUGGCUUCACACCUUAUACCACUGAAUUCAAAUUUUAGAAACUAUAAUGAAUGUAUAUAAAUUAUUUUGAACAGUAAUUUGCUAUUUCAUUUUGUAAUUUGUUUACUAAAUACCUAUACCAUAAUCAAAACUCUGUAGGUGUGUUGCACAAUGGAU
Molecule: messenger RNA, 2383 nt
Organism: Boleophthalmus pectinirostris (great blue-spotted mudskipper)
Lineage: Eukaryota; Metazoa; Chordata; Actinopteri; Gobiiformes; Gobiidae
Gene: eps8l3b
Product: EPS8-like 3b
Exons: 17
Coding region: 171-2177 (668 amino acids)
Biological process (GO): positive regulation of ruffle assembly; regulation of Rho protein signal transduction; Rho protein signal transduction
Cellular component (GO): vesicle; ruffle membrane; plasma membrane
Molecular function (GO): actin binding
Source: RefSeq, a predicted model, not a curated record